Messenger RNA from Nezara viridula (southern green stink bug), 273 nucleotides. NCBI's taxonomy places the organism in Eukaryota, Metazoa, Arthropoda, Insecta, Hemiptera, Pentatomidae. The record is from the annotation of a GenBank genome assembly.
UUACAGAAAACUGUCAGAAAACAUGUUAAUGGUUUUGACACAAAGGAUAUUAUGAAUUAUGCUGCAAAUGUUGAUAUACGCACUGACUAAGGUAUGGUAUAACAGAACAUACCUCCGGAUGUUCCGAAUUUCAGAAAUAACAGGUGCAACACAUUUCCACUCGUACUGCGAACGGCCGCUAGCAGUUUGAGAGCGAGGUGGUACCAAAUAUUUGUAGCCAAUAAUAAGAGGCCUAGAUUUACCCAAUAAGUUUAAUAAAAAUGUAGGAGACAU